Messenger RNA from Elaeis guineensis (African oil palm), 3630 nucleotides. The record is from RefSeq and is a predicted model, not a curated record. NCBI's taxonomy places the organism in Eukaryota, Viridiplantae, Streptophyta, Magnoliopsida, Arecales, Arecaceae.
CUUCCUUUCUCUCUCUAUUCUUUUAUUCAUUUAUUCUUUAUUUUAGGAGUCUAUUUUGGGAGCUUUUCCCUUCGUCUUGAUUCAAUUUCGAGGGUUUUAGACUUCGAACCGGUUUUUGUUGAUCCCUCGGCCUCGGGUGGUCGGCGUCGCCCAGGUCGUUCGCCUGAACUCCUCAAAUUCCAUUUAUAAGCCAAAGCAGACAGAGAGUGUUUCCACUAGGGUGGAGGAAGAUAUGUCGGUGUCAAUGAGAGAUUUGGAUCCUGCUUUCCAGGGAGCAGGACAGAAAGCAGGAAUUGAGAUAUGGCGUAUUGAGAAUUUUCAUCCAGUUGCUGUCCCAAAGUCCUCUCAUGGGAAGUUUUUCACAGGGGAUUCUUACAUAAUUCUUAAGACAACUGCCUUAAAAAGUGGUGCUCUGCGUCAUGACAUCCAUUACUGGCUUGGAAAAGAUACAAGCCAGGAUGAAGCUGGCACUGCUGCCAUCAAGACUGUGGAACUUGAUGCAGCCCUUGGUGGACGUGCUGUUCAGUAUCGUGAGGUACAGGGCCAUGAAACUGAGAAGUUCCUGUCUUAUUUUAAACCAUGUAUCAUUCCACAACAGGGAGGGGUGGCAUCUGGAUUCAGGCAUGCUGAAGUAAAUGAACAUGAGCAUGAGACUCGUCUAUAUGUUUGCAAAGGAAAACAUGUUGUCCAUGUAAAAGAGGUUCCUUUUGCGCGGUCAUCCCUCAAUCAUGAUGACAUAUUCAUUCUGGAUACCAAGUCUAAGAUUUUUCAGUUUAAUGGAUCCAACUCAUCUAUUCAAGAGAGGGCUAAAGCUCUUGAGGUUGUCCAAUACAUUAAAGAUACCUAUCAUGAUGGCAAGUGUGAGGUUGCUGCUGUAGAUGAUGGAAAGUUGAUGGCUAAUGCUGAGGCUGGAGAAUUCUGGGGUUUCUUUGGUGGCUUUGCACCUCUUCCAAGAAGGGCAGCAUCCGAGGAUGGAAAAAAUGCAGAGGUCUUUUCUGCAAAACUGCUUUGUGUUGAGAAUGGGCAGCCGGUGCCUAUUGAUGCUGAUACAUUGACAAGAGAAAUGCUACAGACAAAUAAGUGUUACCUGCUGGAUUGUGGUAUCGAAGUUUAUGUGUGGAUGGGCAGAAAUACAUCUCUUGAGGAGAGGAAAAGUGCAAGCACUGUUGCAGAGGAUUUACUUCAUGAACCUGACCGACCUAAAGCCCAUGUAAUCCGUGUUAUUGAAGGAUUUGAAACUGUCAUGUUUCGAUCAAAAUUUGAUACAUGGCCUCAGACAGCUAAUGUGACAGUGUCUGAAGAUGGCAGAGGCAAGGUUGCCGCACUUCUAAAACGCCAAGGAUUGAAUGUGAAGGGCCUUGUGAAGACUGAUUCUGUCAAAGAUGAUGAACCUCAACCACAUAUUGAUUGCACAGGCAAUUUACAGGUUUGGCGUGUAAAUGGCCAAGAAAAGACCCCUCUUUCAUCAUCUGAUCAGUCAAAAUUUUAUAGUGGAGAUUGUUAUAUUUUCCAGUAUUCAUAUCCUGGUGAAGAUAGAGAGGAAUAUCUUGUUGGCACUUGGUUUGGGAAGAAAAGUGUCGAGGAAGAGAGGGCUGCAGCCAUAUCACUUGCUAAGAAGAUGGUUGAAUCUUUAAAAUCACAGGCUGUUCAGGCUCGUGUGUAUGAAGGAAAGGAACCUAUUCAGUUCCUUUCAAUAUUCCAGAGCUUCAUCGUGUAUAAGGGUGGUGUUAGUUCUGGCUAUAGGAAUUUCAUCACUGAAAAUGACAUUGCUGAUGAGACGUAUUCAGAAGAUGGGCUUGCACUUUUCCGAGUUCAGGGUUCUGGACCUGACAAUAUGCAAGCAAUUCAAGUUGAUCCGGUGGCGUCGUCUUUAAAUUCAUCUUAUUGUUACAUAUUGCAUUGUGGCAAUACUGUUUUUACAUGGUCUGGAAGUCUUACCACCUCUGAGGACCAAGAACUUGUUGAGAGACAGCUAGAUAUAAUAAAGCCAAAUGUUCAGUCCAAACCACAAAAGGAAGGGACAGAAACUGAACAAUUUUGGGACUUACUAGGAGGCAAAAGUGAAUAUCUUAGUCAAAAGGUUGGAAAGGAACGAGAAAGUGAUCCUCACCUAUUCUCUUGUGAUUUCUCAAAAGGUGAUUUAAAGAUUACAGAAAUAUACAGCUUCACUCAGGAUGAUUUGAUGACUGAAGACAUAUUCAUUCUGGACUGUCAUUCAAACAUCUUUGUUUGGGUCGGACAACAGGCAGAUUCCAAGAGCAAGUUACAGGCUUUAAGUAUAGGAGAGAAAUUUCUUGAACAUGAUUUUCUUUUGGAAAAACUAUCUCAAGAAACUCCAAUAUUUGUUGUUAUGGAAGGGAGUGAGCCACCUUUCUUCACUCAUUUCUUCACAUGGGACUCUGCAAAAUCAGCUAUGCAUGGAAAUUCAUUCCAGAGGAAGCUCACAAUUUUGAAAAAUGGAGUCACUCUGGUUGAUAAGCCCAAGCGCCGAAUACCAACAUAUGGAGGAAGAUCUAGUGUUCCAGACAAGUCUCAGCGCUCGAGAAGCAUGUCUUUCAGUCCUGACAGAGUACGGGUAAGAGGAAGAUCUCCGGCUUUUAAUGCAUUAGCUGCUGCCUUCGAGAAUCCAAAUCCUAGGAAUCUUUCAACCCCUCCUCCAGCUGUUACAAGACUCUAUCCAAAGUCUGUGACACCAGAUUCUGCAAAAGUAGGUUCCAGGUCAGCAGCGAUUGCUGCUUUGACUGCUACUUUUGAACCACCAAGUAUGACACCAUCCAAGUCAUCAAAAGGGAGCUCAGAGGACAAAGCAAAAUCCGAGGAGAAUUUCAAUGACAGACCCACUUCUGUGAGUAGUAGAAUUGAAUCUGUCACCAUUCAAGAAGAUGUAAAGGAGGGUGAAGCUGAAGAUGAUGAAGGGCUUCCUGUGUUUCCUUAUGAACGGCUUAAAACAUCAUCCACUGAUCCUGUUUCAGAAAUUGAUGUAACCAAGAGAGAGGCUUAUUUAUCUUCAGCAGAGUUCAGAGAGAAAUUUGGCAUGACAAAGGAUGCUUUCUACAAGCUACCCAAGUGGAAGCAGAAUAAGUUUAAAAUGGCAGUUGAUUUGUUUUAGGUGCCUUUUUUCCUCUUUGUACCUGUCCUCAGAGAUGGAUAAGGCAUGCUUGCAGUUCUGUACGAAACUAUGAACACCUUUCCAUUCUUUUUUCCUUUUGAUUCUAUUAUCACAGUUAUUUAGGUGGUUGCAUCUUGCUGCAGAGGGCCUCAUGAUUAAGCAUGAAGGGGACAUCAUCAAAUCACCAAUGCUUUCUUAUCUGCACCUAAGAGUUCAUGCCAUCAGCUACUCAAGUUUCACAUUUUUCCUGCUUCCAUGUUAGGAUGUCCAAUUUUGUUUUUAACAGUUAUUCAGUAUUCAUUAUGGUCACAGGUUGUCAGAGAGCUAGCAUUUUUUUAAUAUAUAAGUUAGCAAUUGUUUCAAGCAGAAAGGUAAAAACGUAUCCCAGAGUUUGAAAGAUUGAAUCAUGUAAUUGAGGAAAUGAAUAGCAUGCACAGCUGUGUAAAAUAUAAUUAACCUGGGAUGUAGACUUGUAUCUUGGCUGUUCAAUAAUAAAAUAUUAUUUGUCAUGUGCUUUGCAG